AUGCUGAGAAUUGGUGGGUACGAUGUCAAAAGGGUGAUGAUUGAUCAGGGUAGUGCUAUUGAUAUAAUGUACCCAGAUUUGUACAAGGGGUUAAAUCUGAAGCCAGAUGACUUAGCAGCCUACAGAUCCCCUCUGGUGAGUUUUGAGGGAAGGAUGGUCGCUCCAAAAGGACAGAUCAAAAUACCCGUGCAAACCGGUAUGGAUGUGGUGGAGGUGGACUUCAUUGUUGUAGACGUUUUCUCUCCAUACACGGUUAUUAUGGGCAAACCUUGGCUUCAUACCCUGGGAGAAGUCUCAUCUACUCUACAUCAGAAAGUGAAGUACCCAUCUGGAGGCCAAGUAUUGGAGAUAGUAGGAGAUGGACCAGCCGACGAGGUAAAGUGUGAAGAUUUGGAGAGGGUAAUUGUUACUGAUGAUUCGAAAAGAUUCUUCCACGUUGGGGCUAAACUGCCUUUGCAAGAGAAGGAGCGAUUACUGGAAUUCCUCAAAGCAAAUGUAAAUGUGUUUGCAUGGAGCCCAUAUGAAGCCCCAGGUGUAGAUUUGAAUUUCAUUUGUCAUCGACUCAACGUGAAUCCUUUCGUUAUUCCCAAAAGACAACCACCUCGACGACCAUCAAAAGAGCACACUAAAACUGUUAGAAGUGAGGUGGCCAAGCUCAAGCAGGCUGGGGCUAUCAAAGAAGUUUUUUACCCACAAUGGUUAGCCAAUACGGUGGUGGUAAAGAAGAAGAAAGGAAAGUGGCGAGUGUGCAUGGAUUUCACGGACCUCAAUAAGGCUUGUCCCAAGGAUCCUUUUCCCAUGCUGAAGAUAGAACAAUUGGUGGAUGCAACCGUUGGUCAUCCCCGGAUGAGUUUUUUGGAUGCCUUUCAAGGAUAUCACCAAAUACCGUUAGCAUUGAACGAUCAAGAGAAGACGGCUUUUGUCACCCCUAUUGGACUAUCAUUAUAA
Quercus lobata is the source of this 948-nucleotide messenger RNA. RefSeq lists its product as uncharacterized. The transcript has 2 exons. The record is from RefSeq and is a predicted model, not a curated record. Bases 1 to 948 code for a protein of 315 amino acids. NCBI's taxonomy places the organism in Eukaryota, Viridiplantae, Streptophyta, Magnoliopsida, Fagales, Fagaceae.